Molecule: messenger RNA, 2967 nt
Organism: Rotaria socialis
Lineage: Eukaryota; Metazoa; Rotifera; Eurotatoria; Philodinida; Philodinidae
Source: the annotation of a GenBank genome assembly
AUGCUGACAUUAACAAGUGACUUUGAAUCAGAUUCAUUUGUUUCCGAAAUGUCAAUCAAUGGAACAAAUCAAGAAAAAAAAGCUGCAGAAAAUAUACGAAGAAGUUUAGAUAUUCAAGGUGAAAAAUUAAAUGAAAUUACAUCAAAUAAUAGACAAUUAAUUCAUGUUGAAAGUCAAUUAGCAAGAUUAAGAUCUGAAUUAGAGAAAAGUGAAAUGUUAAGACAGACAUUAGAAUAUGAAUUAACACUUCUUAGAACACAACAUGGAAAACAAAAUGCUUUUACAAAUCAAUUACAAAAUCAAUUUAAUCAAGCCAAUGAACAAAUGAAACGACUUCAAUCAGAAUUAAAUACCAUCAAUCAUCAGAAAGACAAUCAAUUAAAAGAAAAAGAUAAGAAAAUAAAAGAAUUAGAAAAUCAAGCAGAAAUAUUUCAUGAUCGAGAAAGACGAAUUGAAGCUUUAAAUGAACAAAUUCAAAAAAUGGAAAAGACAUUUUCAGAAUCUGAGUCAUUAUCUCGACAAAAUUUAGCUCAAUCCAUAUUAUCAAAAGAACGUGAAACAGAAUUAAAAAGAGAAUAUGAGUUUUUUCGAAUAAAACUUGAAUAUAGUGAACAAGCACUUGAACAAGAACGUUCUAUAUCAAAUGAAGCAAAAUUAAAUGUUCAAUUAUUGAAUAAUCGUUUGUCUGAUAUGGAAAUAAAAUGUGAAGAAUUAAAAGAAAAUAAUAAAAAUCAAGAAAGAAAAAUUGAUGAACUUGAACGACAAUGUACAAAUGAAAAAAUUCUUCGAACAACACUUUCAAAAAUUCAAUCAGAAUUAGAAACAAAUUGUACACAAACACAAAAAUUAACUGUUGAUUACGAAAAACAAUUAAAAACUAUACGAGAUGAACUUUCAAACUAUCGUCGAAAAUUUCGAAAUAAUGAAGAAAAAUAUAAUCAAAUUGUGAAUAAAAUUUUUGAAUACCUUCGUUUAACAAAAAUAAUUCAAGAAACAACAAAUCAAUCAGAUAUUAAUUUACCAACGGUAAAGCAAUUAGAAGAACUUAAAAUUUAUAUUGAACAUUUAAAAAAUUCAAAACUUGAACAAACAAAUGAAAUAAAUCGUUUAAAAAAAACAAUUGAAAGAUUAAAUAAAAAUUCGUUAAAUCAAAAACAAGUUGAACAUCAAACAGAGAUGACUCGAGAAAAAUUGCAAAUUGAACUUGAUGAAUGCCAAGAAAAAAUGACAUUUCUAGAAGAAAAUUUUCAACGUUCAAAAAUUGAAUGUGAACAUUUAAUGAAAGAAAAUGAAAAAAAGAAAAUGCUAUUAAAUUUAAUUGAUUUUAAAUUAAAAAAUUUAAUUGGUAAAAAUUCGAAUAAUAUUGAACAUAAUUUGCAUGAAUUAGAAAAACAAUGGAAAAAUAUUCAUUUAAAAAUAAAUUUACUUGAUGAAAAAUUAAUUGAACGUGAUAAUGGAACUUUACAAUUAACACAAAAACUUGAAGAACAAGUUUUAAAUCUUAAACAUGAUUUAGAUCAAAGACAUCAAACAUUUUUAACACAAAAAAAUCAAUUAUUACAAACAAAUCAAAAUCAAAUUCAAAAUUUAAAUAUUCAAUUGCAGAAAAUGGAAACACGCGCAAAUGAAUAUGAACAACUUUUGAAAGUUUCAAAUAAUGAAAAUAAAAAAAAUAUUGAUGAAAUUAAUAAAUUUAAUUUAAUAUUAAAACAUUUAAUAUCAUUAUUAAUUCCAAUUCGUCGAAGAUACUUUCAAUUAAUUGAUACAAAUCGUUUCCUAAAAGACGAAUAUAGCAAAUACAAUAAAAUAAAAUCGAUUAUUUAUUUAGAUCAAUUAAUGAAACAGAAAAAAAAAUCUUUAAGAAUUUAUAUUAUUUCAAUAAUUGCUUCAAAAAGAUUUAUUUCAUUUAAAAAUAAAUCAUCCAUUAAAUGUAUUCAUUCAACUAAUUUUAUUUAUGAUCAAUCAAUUAUUUAUUCAUUUAAUUUAAAUUUUAUUCAAUCGAUUAAUACUGAACAAAUAUUUCAAUCAUUAAUUAAUCAAUUAAAUCGAUUCUAUUCACCUAUAACAAGAGGAUCAUUAAUUAAAUUAAUUGCUCAAGGAAUUCCAAAAUCAUCUUCACACAUUAAGAUUUUUGAUUAUGUUCAUUCAAUAAUGAUUCGUCUUGACCAAUCAGAAUCGAAAAUCCAUGAUAAAGAUAUUGAAUGUACAGAUUUAAAAAAAAGAUUAAAAACUUUUCAAACUGAAUUUGAAUCUCGAAUUGACUAUCAUAAAUUUGAACGUAUUUGUGAUGAAUUACAACGAGCUUUAGAUAGAGAAAAACAAGCACAAGAAUUACUCAAUGAACAAAAUAAUCAAUUGAAAUCUCUAACUGAUGUUCUUCAUCAAACACAAAAUGAAAAAGAUUUUAUUCAAGAGAAAUUUCAUCAGAUAGCUCAAAAUGAUAAAUAUUCAAAAGAUAAAAUUCAACAAUUAACUAAAACUCAACAACAAAUGGAUGAAAAUGUUAAAAGAGCUGAAAAAGCUAUUCGGCUUGUUGCUAGCGAUAAAGAACAAAUUGCAUCGUUUUGUAAUCGAAUAAAUUCAGCAUUGAAUGUUAGUGAAAAACGUGGAUUAGAAUAUGUUGAACAAUUAAUUAGUCAAUUAGAUGCACUUGUUCAACUUCCAACAAAUUCUGAUGAUAAUAAUAAAUCGUCGCCUGAAAUGGUUUCAUGCCAAACAAUGGCUAAUGGAUUUGUUAAUUUAUUAAAUCGACUUAAAAAGUUAAUUAUUAGCAAUACAAAUGAUAUUCAAUCAUUAAAAGAACAUUGUCAAAUGUUAACAGAACAAUUUCGACAAUUAUCUGAACAAGAUGUAUCAUCACAUAUUGAUUCAACACAAACAGUUCUCGUUCAAGCUCAUCCAGUUAGAGUUCAAGUUAAUCAUCAUCCUCAAUCAGCAUUUAAACCAAUAAAACCUGAACAAGAUUAA